This is a messenger RNA of Lingula anatina, 1768 nucleotides long. RefSeq names its product AP-4 complex subunit beta-1. The record is from RefSeq and is a predicted model, not a curated record. Lineage: Eukaryota; Metazoa; Brachiopoda; Lingulata; Lingulida; Lingulidae. Gene Ontology annotation, cellular component: membrane coat. Gene Ontology annotation, molecular function: clathrin binding. Gene Ontology annotation, biological process: vesicle-mediated transport; intracellular protein transport.
CAAUGGUUUAUGAAGCAAUAACAUAAUACUGUAAUUAUAUUAGAUUGAAGGGCAGUAUAGUGCCUUGACCACAAACUGGUUUCAACCAGUUCAGCUGGUCUGAUCUGGAUAUAACACCUGAGUACUUCUUUUGUAGUUUAUAUUUUGGUCACAGUCUGUGCUGCUGGAAUACAUGGACUUUUACCAAAUCAACAUUCAGUAGGUUUUAGUUGCAGUCUCAAAAGGGGAAGACACAAGUUUGUUAACACCUCAGAUGGUCAAACAUUUAGCCAGUAAUGACCUAGUCAUCAAAAAGCUAGCCUGUCUUUACCUUGAGAAAUGUGCCAACCAAAAGAAUGAAGACCUUCUACUGGCCCUGAACACACUGUUGAAAGACUGUGCAGAUCCUAACCCAACCAUCCGUGGCCUUGCUCUGAAAACAUUAUGCUCACUGAGGGAUGCAGAGUUGAUGCAGUACAGUUUGAAACCUUUGAAACUUGCUCUGCAGGAUCAAAGUGCUUACGUGCGACGCAUUGCUGUCAUGAGUUGUGCUAGAAUUUAUAAAAGUUUGCCUCUUGUUAUCGACGACCUGGGAUUAGUGGACCUUUUGUAUGGCAUGCUUCGUGACUCGGAUCCUAUUGUUGUAGUCAACUGCUUGCAUGCAUUGAAUGAAAUAUUGCAUAGUGAGGGUGGUGUUGUGGUGAACAGAAAAAUUGCCUAUCAUCUACUGAACAAACUGGAGGAGUUGACAGAAUGGGGUGUUGCAACUGUAAUGGAUGUCUUAACAAAUUACAAACCAAAAAGCGAAAAUGAGGUGUUUGAAAUUAUGAACAUUUUAGACAAAUUUCUUGGUCACAGUAACAGUGCUGUUGUAGAAGCCACAUUCAAAGUUUUCCUGCACCUUAGUAAGGAUUUGCCACAUAUAAAAACUGAAAUAUUUAAAAGGAUAAAGCCAAGUCUGGUCAGUUUCCUAAAUGCAGGCAAUCCAGAAGUUUGUUUUAUGAUUCUAACAUUCAUUGAUGAGAACAUUCUUCCUGAAAGUGGGGAUUUGUUUGCAGAUGAUAUAAAAUCCUUUUUCUGUAAACAAAAAGAACCUGUGUACCUUAAAGUGAAAAAAUUGAAAAUAAUCCCCAUGAUUGCGUCAGAAGAUAAGGUGAAAAAUGCGUUAGAUGAGCUGAUGAUGCUUUCUAAAGAUCACUCAAUUGAAGUAGCCCAAAAUGCCAUAUUUGCAAUUGGUAAAAUCGCAGUAAAGCAUAACUGUCACUUAGGUACUUGCAUCAGCAGAUUGGUCAGUCUUUUUCAUUUAAAUGUAGACUACAUAUCAAGUAGUGUUUUGCAGGUUCUGAAAUCUUUAGAUAUCGAUCAAUUGGGCGAAUUGGAAAAAAUAUUUCAUGGCUUAGAACAAUGUGCCGAAGUUAUCCAAGAUCCAGAAGGGCUGUGUGCUAUGUUCUGGCUCCUGGGUGAAUAUGGAGAACAUAUAGAUGAUGCCCCUUAUAUGCUGGAGGAUUAUUCAGAGAAACUGGGAGAACUCUGUGACACGGGCGUAAAGUUGCAUCUUCUGUCUGCAUGUGUAAAGCUAUUUGCUAAAAGACCCGCGGAAUGUCAGGACACUCUGGGCAAGCUGCUUGAGUUUCUUAUGAUAGAGGAGAAAGACUGUGAUGUGCAAGAAAGAGCACGUUUUUAUUUCCAUCUUCUUCAAAAAGAUGUUGAAUAUACCAAAAGGCUUGUUCUUAGCAGGUAGAUGUACAGUUUCUGUUUAAUUAAAUAAAUAAAGUUCGUAAUAAUGUCA